Molecule: messenger RNA, 1077 nt
Organism: Penicillium nucicola
Lineage: Eukaryota; Fungi; Ascomycota; Eurotiomycetes; Eurotiales; Aspergillaceae
Product: ribosome biogenesis protein BRX1
Exons: 2
Coding region: 1-1077 (358 amino acids)
Biological process (GO): ribosomal large subunit assembly; rRNA processing
Cellular component (GO): nucleolus
Molecular function (GO): rRNA binding
Source: RefSeq, a predicted model, not a curated record
AUGGCUGCUGUUUACAAGACUGUCUCAAAGAAGAAGGCUCAACAGCCAAUGGAGGAGCUGGACGACGAAGAUAUCCAGAUGGAGGAGCUCCUCGCUGCGGAGGACGACACCACCGAUAGCGAGGAGGAAGAAGAGGAUGAGGGAGUCGAGGAGGCCAAGAAGCAACUUGCCUCUGGAUUCAUGCCUAAGACCCGAGUACUCAUUCUCACUUCGAGAGGUGCUUCAUACCGCCAUCGUCACUUGAUGUCAGAUAUCUGCGGCCUCCUUCCUCACACCCACAAAGAGACCAAGCUUGAUACGAAAAAGAAGACCGCUGGCUACAACCUCCUUCUUAACUCUCUCGCCGAUCUGCACUCAUGCAAUGUCAUCUUCUUCCUUGAGGCCAAGAAGAACGGCCAGGAUCUCUACCUCUGGCUGUCGCGUCCCCCUAACGGACCCACAAUCAAGUUCCACCUUAACAAUUUGCACACAAUGGGAGAGCUCGGCGCAGGAUUCGCAGGAAACUGCCUUAAGGGCGGUCGCGGCCUGGUCGUGUUCGACCGGUCCUUCGACGAACAGGGCCCCGACAUGGGUGUUGCUGGCAGUGAAUACCGUGCGCUUGUCCGGGAGAUGUUGCGCGGAGUCUUCUGUGUCCCCAAGCGUGGUGUCAGAGGCAUGAAGCCUUUCGUCGAUCGCAUCAUUGGUAUCUUCGGUGUGGAUGGCAAGAUCUGGAUUCGCGUUUACGAGAUCCGCGAGUCUGAGGGUGGUAAGAAGAAGGAGGGCGAACAGGAAGCCAAGCCCGUGCCCAAGGGCAAGGACGGUCUGCCCGAGGUUUCUCUGGUUGAGAUUGGUCCCCGCUUCGUCCUGACCCCCAUCGUCAUUCUGGAGGGCAGCUUCGGUGGACCCGUUAUCUACGAGAACAAGGAAUACGUCAGCCCCAACCAGGUCCGUCGUGAAGUUCGCAUGGGUAAGGCUGGCCGCUACUCCCAGCGCCGAGAUGACCAGACCGACCGGGUGGCCAAGCUCUCCGGUCUGGGUUUGUCCGACAACUCCGAGCGCAAGCAGGAUGCCUUGGACACAAGGAAGCUAUUUGCAUAG